This is a messenger RNA of Miniopterus natalensis, 609 nucleotides long. The record is from RefSeq and is a predicted model, not a curated record. NCBI's taxonomy places the organism in Eukaryota, Metazoa, Chordata, Mammalia, Chiroptera, Miniopteridae.
UCGCACCGACCGAGCGCUGGGAGCGGCAGCGGCCACCGCAGCGGUAGAAGUAGCAAUUUAUCUGUGUGCAGACCCAAUAUUGGACGAAGAUGCUAAUUAAAGUGAAGACGCUGACUGGAAAGGAGAUUGAGAUUGACAUUGAACCCACAGACAAGGUGGAACGAAUCAAGGAACGUGUGGAAGAGAAAGAGGGAAUCCCCCCACAGCAGCAGCGGCUCAUCUACAGUGGUAAACAGAUGAAUGAUGAGAAGACAGCAGCUGAUUACAAAAUCCUAGGUGGUUCAGUCCUCCACCUGGUGUUGGCUCUAAGAGGAGGAGGUAGUCUUAGGCAGUGAUGGACUGUUUCUCCAUUUUACCUCCUUACCCUGUCUCUCAUAAUGAGACAUCAUAUAUCCUAUCACUCUCUGGGACACCAGAGUCACUGCCCCCUCUCCUGGAUGCCCAGUCUUGUGGGUCUACUGGUAGGAGACUUUGAGGACCCCAGGAUGCAGUGUUCCUGGCCCAAAGGGCCCUUGCUGGCUAUUGGGUUUUAAUUUGCAGUCCUCUGUGCUUCCCUCUCUUAUGGCUAUGUCCCUGGUUGUCAAUAAAAUAUUUCCUGGCCUCCUGGAA